Oikopleura dioica is the source of this 1368-nucleotide messenger RNA. The record is from the annotation of a GenBank genome assembly. NCBI's taxonomy places the organism in Eukaryota, Metazoa, Chordata, Appendicularia, Copelata, Oikopleuridae.
AUGGGUCGGGUCGAUAGUCAGCAAGAAAAAUUUUCUGGAAAUUUUCGACCGCCAGACAGAGAUAAGAAGAAUAACGUCAUCUCCUUGUGCGGCAAGUCAAAGCCUCUAACCCACUUUGUGACUGCCACCAACGUCGCGCGCAUUAGAAUUAAUUCCGACCAUUAUGGAGAAGGGCUCAAUAAUAAGUUCAAGCUGCGAUACCAAAGUACUGUUGAACCUUCAAAUUUCUCCUCUCAUCAAAACGACAAAAUGACAACGUCGCCUGCUGGCUUCGUUUUUAAACAAAGUGCUGUCAGCAAAGACAUAAGAGUUCCGUCGGGCGGCCCGGUUUCUGAGAAGCUAACUUCCAACGCAAAUAGACCUCCACGACGGUUGCAAAACGUGCGUAAAAGACAUGAUGGGCGCGUGGCCAUUCGCUCUGGCAAUGGAUUCGUCCCGAGACUAAAACUCAAGUCAGCAGCGGCGCUCCCUGAAGAGCCAAAAUACGAACACGUAGCCCCGCCUAAUCCCGAAGACCUUAAUCCCCAGGGCUGGGUGUAUCAAGGCCCUGAUGCGUCUUUGCUCGACCCCAACGCGUUUGCCCCAAUUCCGAUGACCCCGCCAGCGCAACCACAAGCACCGGAAAGCCACGACCCAUGGAAUCAACAUCCAGCACCUCCUCCACCAAGCCAAAUCGGCGCUGGAGGAACUCCUGAAAUUAUCAUCAGACCUCCUGGUUGGUUCAGCAACGAAGAAAACUCACUUGAUGGCGCUAACGAAGAUUCAGACGAAGUGGAGAACGGUAGUUUCGGAGAGCUACUGUCUCACUUAGGACUGGAUAUCGACCCGUUGUAUAUUAUUCUCGGCGGCGGUGGAGUCGCCACUUUGUUGUUGGGGAUUUGCAUCGUCGCGAUGCUUCGAAGACACCUGCGCGAAAAAGAACUAGCCGCAAAGCAGGAGCUCUUUAAGGCGACCGGCCCAGUAUUUAGAACGACGACAAAUCACAAUCACGUGAAGAAGUCCGAACUUCACGAAAUUCAACAGCGUGAGUUGCCCUCUGUUCCUUCUCCUGAAAAACAUACCAGUCUUGCGAAAGCUCCAGCUGGAUUUCAAGAACAUGAAUCUUGGAAAGCUUCUCCGAAAUACUCUCACGCUUUCGAAAAUUCAAAGCGAAAAACGAUCAGUUUGAGCGAGGAGAAAGACACGAGAAGAUCGAGCAAAGGAAUCGUGAGUUUCAAAAAGACGAAAUCGCAAAAUCGAAAUUCACGGAAAUAUUCAACGAGCUCAGAGGUUGACUCUGGGAUGGGAAGAACCGCCAGCUAUCCGGAAUAUGACAAGGAAGGCAAACGAGUGAGGCCAGCUGCGUACAGACCUUCGCUGAGAUUUUGA